Molecule: messenger RNA, 1572 nt
Organism: Aspergillus puulaauensis
Lineage: Eukaryota; Fungi; Ascomycota; Eurotiomycetes; Eurotiales; Aspergillaceae
Exons: 6
Coding region: 1-1572 (523 amino acids)
Biological process (GO): transmembrane transport
Cellular component (GO): membrane
Molecular function (GO): transmembrane transporter activity
Source: RefSeq, a predicted model, not a curated record
AUGAACACUUCAAAGGAGACGACGAACCCCCUGCCAUUGACAAACUCUUCACAUGCGCAGGUUGAGCUCGCAGAAGCAGGUCAACAUGUGGACAGAAACUCCCUCGACAUACAAAAGCCUAAAGCCAUCGAUGAAAGAGUCGACCACGAGGUGGCCGAGUAUGCAGGCACCACCCGGAUCGAGAUCGAUGCAACGACCAACAACCGCUUGAAGCGCAUGAUUGACCGCAGGGUCUUGAGCGUUAUGAUUGUGACCUACUUUCUGCAGGCCCUGGAUAAGGGCACUAUUUCGUUCGUCUCGAUCAUGGGAUUUAACGAGGACAACAAUCUUGUUGAACAGCAGUUCUCGUGGUUGACUACCUGUAUCUACAUCGCAGUCUUGGUAGUCGAAUACCCAACCAAUCUCAUCAUCCAACGCGUUCCCAUUGCCAAGUACCUUUCGUUCAAUAUUAUUGCAUGGGGAGUAGUCUUGGCGUGUCAUGCAGCAUGCAAGAACUUCGCUGGGCUGGUAGCGGUGCGGACCAUCUUGGGUAUUUUCGAGGCAUGCACUCAGCCUACCUUUAUUGUCCUGAGCGCCAUGUGGUACAAAAGAGAAGAACAAGCCGGCUCAGUCACAUACUGGUACAUGAUGAACGGCGGCCAGCAAGUAGUCGGAGGCAUCCUCUCCUACUGUUUCACUCUUAUAAAAUCCGGCCCGCUUAAAUCCUGGCAGGCACUCUUCAUUUCCUACGGCGGCGUAACCGUCCUCUGGGGUCUUUUCGUGGGCCAAUACAUGCCGGACUCACCCAUGCGAGCCAAAUGCUACAACGAAGCCGAUAAACGAUUAAUGGUCGAGCGGGUCCGUGAGAAUCAAACCAGUCUUCAAAACAAGGCAUUCCGUCGCGAGCAGCUGAUUGAGGCGUUAACGGAUCCCCAGACUUGGGGGUACUGUCUUAUAUCCAUUUGCACGACGCUACCGACGAGCGGACUGGGUGCGUUCAAGUCGAUUAUUAUUAAGGGGUUUAACUUUACUACUUUGCAGACGCAGCUUCUUGCCAUGGUCCUUGGGUUCUAUAUUAUCCUUGUGCUCUUUUCGUCCCUUUAUCUGGUCCGCAAGACGGGGCAGAACUUGCUGGUUAUGGGGGUUUAUUGCAUUCCAUCAUUCAUAGGAACCAUCGUCCUGAUGACGGUCGAGAAUAAGAACAACGCAACCCGCAUUGGUCUGCUAAUAAGUUACUACAUCACACUCUCCUUCUGGUCUGCUCAGACUCUGGCCCUCUCAAUGAUCAGCCGCAACGUCGCCGGCCAGACGAAGAAAGCCGCCGUUGUAACAUGCAACUUCAUCUCUUGGGCUACGGCCGCUGCUGUUGGCCCCCAAGUUUUCCUCUCAUGGGACGCCCCUCGGUACUUCAUCGCGUUCUCAACACACAUUGGCUGCUACAGUCUGCUGGUGGUGGUUAUCUUCCUGCUGCGCUGGCAUCUCAUGAGGCAGAAUGCGAAGAAAGAUGCAUUAUAUGAGCGUGAUGAGACAUAUGCAAAUGCUUUUGAGGAUUUGACGGAUCGUGAGAAUACGAACUUUAGAUAUAUCUAUUAG